AUGGAUCCAAACGCUGGGUCUUUUGAGCUGGGACUAGAUCGCAUACUGAGGGAAGAGGACGGAUUGAGUGAAGAGGGUGCAAAGAACUCGUUGUUGGGUAGAUUGCAAGGUAGAUUGCAACAGUUGGGUUUGGGAGGAGAGACGCGGACGGGGUCGGAACGGCGUGGGUUGAGCUUGCAGUGGGGGCAGUCGGUGCAGGGAGCUCAGCUACAACUAUUAAAUUCCUCUCAGCUACCGUCAUCAAUUCCAGCACAGGCUACCUUUCAAGGAAACUAUAAUCAGAGCCAAACAUCCUACAAUUGGGCACAGCCAGCACAGCCACUGGGAUACCUCCCUCCUUCUGCAUUUCUGGCGAGAAACUUCAACGGCUUGCCACUUACCGUUGGAUCUCCGAUAGUAGGAGAAAGGCGCGAGCCAGUUGAGGAUAUACAAAAAGAAAUUCUCGAGCUUGAGGAACAGGUUGAACAAGAGUAUAAAGAAUUUUGCUAUCAUCGCUCGAUACGACACGGCAGAAAAGUUAACCUCGAUAAUCUCAAAGAGUACAUCGCUGUACUUGAACAGAGUCUGUUUAACACAUGCCAACGAAAUCAACAACUCCAAAUCAAGCUCUUGUUCGGCGCAGAUAUCGGAGAUCAAUUCGAAAAGUUGGUUGCAAGACAAUUGACACACGUGUUACCAACAAUAGAACAGAGGUAUUUGAGGCGUAAUUGGAAGCCAAUACGCGGUGGAAAACGUCCUCUACCCCGAUUUCCACCUGGCGGUCCUAUAUAUUUGAACAGGGCACCGAAACUAUUCAAGAUUCAAAUCAAGAUUGUGGUCAAAGUCUACACGAUCCUCGAAGGUAGUUUGUGUGUCUGCAAAAUUACCGAACAGGAAUACGAACACAGCAUUGACGUAGCAUCAGUUCACGAACUACAAGAAUACCAAUUUGAAAAAGUUUGCACUGAAACCGAGUACUAUUCUAUUGGUCUUCCCGUCUAUAAUAGAUUUUUGCCUACUACCAGAGAAGGGGUGAAGAUUGCGGUUCGGAGCUUCGCUCGUGUUAUAGAGAGAUUAUCGUACUUUUUUUGUUUUGAUCCUCCAUUGAGUCCAGACGCUGUACGUUUGGAGAACCCAGUAGCGAAGGAUAAGGAUCUGGGUAAGUGGAUGGUACUGAUUGUCCUGGGCCCUGAAAAUGGACAUGCUGGAUCGAUAUUUAUAUUGACAUACUGA
Molecule: messenger RNA, 1212 nt
Organism: Botrytis deweyae
Lineage: Eukaryota; Fungi; Ascomycota; Leotiomycetes; Helotiales; Sclerotiniaceae
Exons: 1
Coding region: 1-1212 (403 amino acids)
Source: RefSeq, a predicted model, not a curated record